Messenger RNA from Phoenix dactylifera (date palm), 846 nucleotides. RefSeq names its product putative germin-like protein 2-1. The record is from RefSeq and is a predicted model, not a curated record. NCBI's taxonomy places the organism in Eukaryota, Viridiplantae, Streptophyta, Magnoliopsida, Arecales, Arecaceae. Gene Ontology annotation, molecular function: manganese ion binding.
AUGCCUUGCCAUAUCCUCCUCUUUGCUCUCCUUGCCCUGGCUUCCUCUCGUGUGAUGGCCUCCGAUCCCAGCCAACUUCAAGACUUCUGCGUUGCUGACCUCAAGUCCCCUAUCCUUGUGAAUGGUUUUGUUUGCAAGCCACCAAUGCACAUGACAGCGGAUGAUUUCUUCUUCUCCGGCCUCGAUAUGCCUGGCAACACGUCGAACCAGAUUGGAUCUAAGGUGACGCAGGUGAAUGUGAACCAAAUUGCAGGGCUCAACACCCUCGGCAUCUCCUUGGCUCGAAUAGACUAUGCACCUUACGGUCUCAACCCGCCACACACCCAUCCCCGGGCCACCGAGAUCCUUACAGUGUUAGAAGGCACGCUCUAUGUCGGCUUUGUCACAUCCAACACCAACAACGGCAACCUUCUCUUCACUAAGAUGCUCAAGAAGGGUGAUGUCUUUGUGUUUCCCGAAGGUCUAAUCCAUUUCCAAUUCAACUACGGUCCAAUGCCUGCCAUGGCCGUUGCAGCCCUAAGCAGCCAGAACCCUGGAGUGAUCACUAUAGCCAAUGCAGUCUUUGGAUCAAACCCACCCAUCUCUGAUGCGGUUUUGGCCAAGGCCUUCCAAGUGGACAAGAAGACUAUUGACUGGCUGCAGGCUCAGUUCUGGAUGGACAACAACAACUGAUUGUUGGUUGUCUAAAGAACCUGAAUAAAGUUUCUGAUUUAAUCAAACUUGAGUUGCUACAGCAGAGCUCACAAAUCAGAUGUGCAGAGAGUAACAGAGGCAAUAUUCUGAAGGGAUUUUUCUUAUGUCUUUUAGACUUCCUUACAAGACAGCAGGGCUUACAAAUUUUCUUAA